Messenger RNA from Vavraia culicis subsp. floridensis, 864 nucleotides. RefSeq lists its product as uncharacterized. NCBI's taxonomy places the organism in Eukaryota, Fungi, Microsporidia, Pleistophoridae. Bases 4 to 669 code for a protein of 221 amino acids. The transcript has a single exon. Gene Ontology annotation, molecular function: RNA polymerase II cis-regulatory region sequence-specific DNA binding; DNA-binding transcription factor activity, RNA polymerase II-specific. The record is from RefSeq and is a predicted model, not a curated record. Gene Ontology annotation, biological process: regulation of transcription by RNA polymerase II.
UGUAUGAUGAGCUGUUCACCUGAUAGAGAAGGCUAUAGAAGCGGUUUUAUGAAAAAACUUCUUGCGUUCGAACACAAAAUGAACGAAGAAUACGCCAACAGAACGAGUAGCACGUACCAGUAUGUGUUGAUGGACGUGUUCGACAGGAAAAACGAUGACAAUGAGAAAGUGUGCAUAGAUCCACGAAUAAUACUGGACGAGAACGACAGCAAUAGUGCUCCUCUAUGGUACUCGAACAGCUGCAACAAACCGGCAUACUCCUAUUCGCAGCUGAUCACACAGGCUCUUGAGAGCACAGACGAAAAGAAGCUCACACUGAGCCAGAUAUACGCUUAUAUCAAGGACAGGUACGCGUAUUACCGGUAUGCUGAUCCAGUCUGGCAGAAUUCGAUCCGACACAACUUGUCUCUGAACAAGAACUUCAGGAAGGUCCAAAGACCACAGAAUAUGCCGGGAAAGGGUGGAUUCUGGGUUCUGGAAAGGAUCUCGGACGCAGAAAUUGAUGAAAAAGAAGAUGAUGGUGUGAAAUUGGUGUGUAAUGUGUACGAAAAACAGGAGAAUACCAAAAAAUUUAAGUUUCUACACGAGGAAGAGCCGGUGGAAAUGAAUUACUAUCAGAAAGAGGAUGAUAGCCUGUUCAACGGGAGUAUAUCGCUCAGAAAUACCUAGCUAAGCUUUAGAAUAGUUUGUAAUAAAUCCUAGCAUUUUUGUAUAGAGCACCGCAUUUCUCAUUUUUGUACCACCCGUUGAUUUGUUACGCAGACAUGUUGGGCCAGUGCUUCUGAACCAGAGGGUGUAGCAGGCAUUUGUCCACAUUACGCCGUCACUGCUGCUCGUUCACGUUUAUACACCAUGGGAUUGGUG